Molecule: messenger RNA, 2190 nt
Organism: Metarhizium album ARSEF 1941
Lineage: Eukaryota; Fungi; Ascomycota; Sordariomycetes; Hypocreales; Clavicipitaceae
Product: extensin
Exons: 2
Coding region: 1-2190 (729 amino acids)
Biological process (GO): mRNA processing
Cellular component (GO): exon-exon junction complex
Molecular function (GO): mRNA binding
Source: RefSeq, a predicted model, not a curated record
AUGCCUGCACCACGACGCAGAAAGAUCGGCCACCGGCGCCGCGUCGAAGAUGAGGCCGAUGAUGACGGCCGUCCCGAUGCGCUGGAUCUCGAUGACGACUCCUUGACCGAAGGCUCCCUCACUGACGACGAUGACGCCGGUCAAGACAGCGACACCAGCAACAUCGACGAAGCUUCGCCGACGACUCCCAACGCCUCCAAGGCCACCGACGGCCCCCACCCAAAGUCUGCUCGUACCAGCACAGCGGCUGCGGCAAAUGGCAAUGCGAAGCAAGCUUCCGACACCGAAAUGAUGCUGCAUGGUCUGUCCAUCGCCCGUCAGACCGCAACCCCCCAGGAAAUGCAGUUCGACGAGGUCGUCGUGUCGCCGCCCAAGUCCCCCUCCGCGCCGGUCGUCGUCAGCUCGGCCUCUGCCAUGAGGCAACAGCCCGCCAACCACGUUGAGCGGCGACGACAAGAGCAUGAGGACUACAAACGCCGGAGAGACGAAGAUCCCGCCUUUGUGCCCAAUAGGGGGUCGUUCUUCAUGCAUGACCAUCGACACGCCGGACCUGCCGCGAAUGGGUUCAGACCGUUUGGCCGCGGGAGAGGAAGAGGCGGUCGCUAUGGUGUUGGCGGUCCCUUCGCCCCUUUCAGCCACAUGCAGCAACCUUCGGAUCCAACCACGAAUUCCCAAUGGACUCACGACAUGCACGACUCCGUCGCCGAUUCCGUACCUCGUCGACCUCGACAAAUGCCAGAUGAUGAAGGGCCGCCCAACGGCAACGGCUUUAUACCCACCUGUGAGCCUAGUGCCACUCCCAUCAACCGUACGCUGUCCACCGAGAAACACAUCGGCAAUGCUCAAGUUCGCGUCAUGUUGCCGGGCAUGAUGGAGCCGGCCGUCUUUCCCGGCAUGCCUGUAAAGCAAUACACCAAGUUGCCUGAUCAUCGUCCUCCUCUUCGACGAGACAAGCCCGUCCGCAUCUCCUUGCCUGGCCAUCCUCCGCGAUACAUCUUUCCUGCCUCUGAUCGAUCCUUUACCUUCAUCCCACGUGCCCUCCGACCUAAUCAGCAGCGCAUGCGUGGCAAGUCCAGGUCUGCAUGGGGCUCCAUCGGAGGGUUUUCGAGGCGGACAAGCGUAUUUGGGGGAAGCUACUAUGGAAGCGCCUACUCGCCCAGCGUUGCCCUCAGUCGCCGCUCAUCCGUCGCUCACGAGCGCGAUUUUAUUUUCUCGCCGACGGCAACUGUCAUCUCGAGGCCGCCCAUGCCCACGGACAACGUUCGACCAGUCGUUCGACUUCCGCCUAGUGCUAUGCCCCAACCUCCCAUGCCGGUGCAACUGCCAGCGCCAGGACCCGCCCAUGUCGCCCCGCCAGCUUUCGGGCAAGAUGCCGUCCUUCUGCCUGUGCCUCAAACGUCGGCGCAGUCGGCCGCUCCCGCCGAGUCGUCGAUCAAUGAGCUUCCACCUCCACAAACACACCCGCUCCCCCAGAAACCGACGGUGCAGGAGAAUCGGCCAAACUCAAUCCCCAUGCAUCAACCACGACCACAGAAGAACAUUUCCGUGGCGGACAUUGAGUCCCCCACAAUGACUCGGGGAGUUGGCUCUCAAGCGUUCCAGGGAGCCUUCCAUCAGCAGGUCCCCGUGCAGGUGGCCAACGGCUAUGGUCAGGAAGCGCAUGCGCGACGACCGUCAUUUCCCUCGCAGCAGUCUACUGGAACGCCGCUCUCCCAUAUUCCAGAGAGGGCCAUCCAUGCCGCGCCGUUCCAGCCCAACGCGUACGGCCAGCCGCAGUACUAUGGACAGCAAGUAUACCAACCCCAGCCACAGCAGGGAUACUUCUAUGCUACUGGGUAUUCUGGACCCGGCAUGGCGCCGACGGCACCGGCGCCUGGAUUUGUCCCUGCCGGUCAGCCCGCAAACAUGCCCGGGGGCUUCGCCCCUCAGGGCCAACCCGACCAAGGAUCGGCUUCACUCGGCCACGGACACAAUCCCUCGGCCGGUUCGAACCUGGUGGCCCAAGAAGUAAACGGAAUGGUUUACUAUUACGAUGCCAGCCAGAUUGCACCGGUCAAUUCUUACCCUACAUACUCGGCGCCUCAGGGGUACCAGCCCAGUGUCAUGGGCAUGGGAGGAAUGGUGACACCAAGCCCUGACGGAUUCUACUACCCCCAGCAUGCAUCUGGAAUGGUCUACUACCCACAGUAG